GCAUGACUUCCCUGCUGAUGGUGUCACCAGGUCCUUCCUGUCCGGGUGAGUAACGCCCCGUCCCGCUCUGGCCUCCGCGCUCUUCAGUGCGUUUUUAGCUGCAGCGCAUGCUGAGGGCGUUAGACUGGGGGUGUCUGCGGCAGCCAGUGCUGUUACUAACAGAUCUACUAUGUCAAACACACUAUAGGUCGGAGCUCUGUGUCUGUUUGGAGCGUGUGAAGAGCUUUAUAUAGCCACAGCCAUCCAGGAAGAAGGAAUGCCCCUGGAUGCCAGUGACCAUAUUUGCACAGUGUCUGCUCCAGACACACUGCACACACCGACUAAAUGUUCUGAUGCAAGCCUGCUCAUCCGUCUCCCCGCUCAGACGCGAGUGUGAGCGUACACACAUUCACACACUGCUGCAGUUCCACCGGAUCGCCACCAUCAGGCAAUGCAGCUCCUCGUCUGGCUGCGACAGUCGACCUGCUCUGACUCACUGAGAGGAAAAACUUCUCCCUCUCUUUCCAGCACUUUCUGGUUUUCUCUUCUUGACACUCUGUUCAUCCGACCGACAGCGUCCUGUCCCGAACCGGCCGAGAUCUUCUGUGCUUCACUUUAUCUCUUCCUGCUCUGAUCUGGGACUGUAGACUGAGGUUGGACUUGAAGGGUUCUUUACUUUUCCUUUUAUUUAUUUUUAUUUUUUUUAUCUUUUACCCUCCCUGGCAUUGUCCAUGAGUGUGUUUGAGUGUCCGUGAGUCAGUAUGCCAUGUCGUCCCCUGGCUCGUCGUUUGUACAGAUAAAGCAUGAGGAUUUGCUUUUUUACGAAAACUGUGGAGGAGGCAGCUUUGGGAGUGUCUACAGGGCCCUCUGGAUAUCCCAAGACAAGGAGGUGGCUGUGAAAAAGCUUCUCAAGAUCGACAAAGAGGCCGAGAUUCUCAGCGUACUGAGUCAUAAGAACAUCAUUCAGUUUUAUGGAGCUGUGCUGGAACCUCCCAACUAUGGCAUUGUCACAGAAUAUGCGAGUGGAGGGUCUCUGUAUGAUUACAUUUCCAGUGAGCAGAGUGAAGAAAUGGACAUGGAGCAAAUCAUGACGUGGGCCAUUCAAAUAGCCAAAGGGAUGCAUUACCUCCACGCAGAAGCUCCAGUCAAAGUGAUACACAGAGACCUCAAAUCGCGAAACGUGGUAAUGACUGCAGAUAAAGUGCUAAAGAUAUGUGACUUUGGAGCCUCUAAGUUUCUAUCUCACACCACCCAUAUGACGGUGGUGGGCACUUUUCCCUGGAUGGCUCCUGAGGUUAUUCAGAGUCUGCCCGUCUCUGAGACCUGCGACACCUACUCAUACGGUGUGGUGCUGUGGGAGAUGCUGACUCGGGAGGUUCCUUUCAAAGGUUUCGAGGGGCUUCAGGUUGCGUGGCUGGUGGUGGAAAAGCAAGAGAGGCUAACCAUUCCCACCAGCUGCCCUGCGAGUUUUGCAGAGUUGAUGCGGAAAUGUUGGCAAGCAGAUCCAAAGGAACGACCGCAAUUCAAGCAGGUGCUGCUAACCUUGGAGUCCAUGGCGAACGACAGCAGGCUGCCAGACCAGUGCAACUCCUUCCUACAUAACAAAGACCAGUGGAGAUGUGAAAUUGAAUCAACCCUUGAACGCCUCCGGAAGCUGGAGAGGGAGCUGUACUCCAAGGAGAAGGAGCUGGAGGAGAGAGAGAGGAGGCUCAAACUGUGGGAGGAGAGGCUGAUGGAGAGGUCCAACAUGACUCCCAGUCCGACCUCUUUACUCAUGGACCGCUCAAACAUUUCCCCGUUCUUCACACCAAUGUCCAUCGGCUCCUCUGGCUCCUUCUUCCGCUCACACUCCCAGGACUCCAACAGCGCCAGCCUCAGCAGCGCCGGGGUCAGUAGCGCCGGUGUCAGCUGUCUCCUCCGCACACUCAGCAACGGAGACACAGAACGAGGGAGCAGCGCCGUCAUGGAGAGGGGCUUGGGUUCUCUCGACAGCGGCAGGCUGCACGUCAUGCUCCGAGGGUUACAGGGGAGGUUCGAAGAAGACAGGGAAGACGAAGGUACUAUUGAGGAGAAAGAUUGGGGGCAUAAGGAGCAAAAUGAUAGCGGGAGUCUUGAGGGGGGGAGGGUGCAGGUAACACUCAGGAGCUUCCCGGGAGGCGUCGUCGAGAGGGAGGAGAGAACCUGGGAGGAAGGGGACAGGGAGCGAGGCGGCAUGCAGAGAAGCAGAGUGACCACGAUAGUUCGAGGGUACUCAGGAGGAUUCGGCGAAACAGAGGAGCAGGGUGAGAAGGAUGGGGGGUGGGAGACAGAAAAAUUAGGGGAUAAAUUAGAGGAGAGAGGGGUGGAGGGAGGGAUUGAGGGAAGCAGGCUGCCGUCCAUGUUUAAGGGUCUCCGAGGGAGUUUUGGUAGCUUGGGGGACAUGCUGUCCUUAGACAUGGAUGAGAUGGGGGAGAUGGACAGACUUGGCGACAUGGACAUGAAUGUGAACAUGGGCGACCUGGGAGUGAUGAAGGUGAGGGGUCAGGGCGUCAGGAGCGAGGUGGGCGUCAGAGGUCGCAGGAGUGACAUGGGGGUUGUGGUCCAGGGAGUCAGGGGUGACCUCAGCGAGGCCAUCAGCCAGAAGAUAAGAGGCGAAGUCGGGGUUGUCGGUCUCUCCGGGAUGCAGGUGAGCAUGCGGGCGUCUUCCAAUCAGAACUCUGUGAAGAGCUGCAGCGUGCGACACGGAACAAAGAUCAACAUGGCGACCUCCGCCAUGGACAUGAUGGAGCUCGACUGGUCCGACAGCGACUAGGAAGCACAUGGGGGUAACAUGCGGUCACGGCAAAGGAGAAACGGGAAAAAAAAACGGUUUAACUUGUUUGCACAGAGAGCAUGUGACCUACGGGUUGUGUCGCAGCCUUCAGAUGAGGCAGAUGCAAAUCAUUUUUUAACGAAGUUUAAUAAUGCACCCAUGUGUUUCAGGAGAAAGCACAGCAAUCCGAGCCCCUUUCAGACAUCAGCUUUUUAACACGACGACUGCAACGACAAUGGCGGUCAGUUUUUCAAAGGCCACUUUUACAUGUCUCGUAUAUCUCCUAUACGUGGAGAUGUACGAAUUCAUUCAUUACAGAGAUUAGAUCAGCCGUCGACAAGAAUUUUGAAUCCAGCUGCAAGUAUGUUUGAUUUUCAGCUCGCCUGGUCUUACCAGUCAGACUGAAUGCACCUUGCAUAACACCUUGUGUAUACCCACCGUUUCGCCGCAGAAGCGCAAACAUUGUCUGCAGAGCGACUGUUCUGUCGUUUCAGCCAAUCGCACAUUUCAAGUUUUGCAACAGUUUCUGCACAGUGGGAGUGGUGCUAAAAAAACACACAAAGAACAUCAAGAAGAAACAUUCGAUUUUACAACAAAAUGCUCACUUUGCAAAGUGUCACACUGACUUAUAGAAACAGCUAAAAUGUAACACUUAUAAGGUCAAGCGUUGUAGUUGGAAGUCUUUACGCCAUAGAUUCUUCUGCAUUCAUUUGCUGAACGCAUGCAGAUUUGAUCUGCAGUGACAUCUGUUGCUUGAAAUAGGUACUGCAGUGAAUGCCUAAAGCAAGGGUAAAAAAAAAAAAAAAAGCCAAAGGGACAUUCUUUACACAUAAACUCUUUCGUGAUGCUUAAUAUUUCAAGGUGUCCCAGCAUAAUAGAUCGUUGCAACAUAAAAUGGAGUCAGACAAAGCACGAAAGAUAGAUCAGGUUUCUGGACAGGAAACUACUUUCAGACAUUGAGACAUGUCUGCAGUUCUUUCACACUGCAAGACUUGUGCCAGAUAAAAGGAACAAGGACUUUACUUUCAGAAAGAAUAUGUUUUCAAGGUGUGUAAAAGUGACCUUUGUGCUCAUUCUGAUAUGUUCUGUCAGCAUCAGAUAAACACAAACAAGCGUGUCUGAAAGGGGCGACGUGUGCUGUCCCGACAAGUCCUCAGACUGACUUCACCUGUGUAGUUUAAAUAACUUUUAAACUGCUGCAUAACAUACUGUAAGAGGUACAAGUGUGACAAAACGAUGCACUUGAAUGCCACACUAAUAAGGCAGCACUGUUGUUUUUUUUCUCCUCCUGCUUUUAAGAUAUUUUGUAGUUUGUGGAUUUGAUUUGUUAAACAUGCUUAGACUUCAUCAGUUCUGUGAUCUAGUGUGAGAAAUUUUGGCAUUUUCCGCCCCCCCUCUGUAUAUUGUAUCAUUUUUCAAUAAAAAGAAAAUCUGUUUGAU
Messenger RNA from Poecilia latipinna (sailfin molly), 4210 nucleotides. RefSeq names its product mitogen-activated protein kinase kinase kinase 20 (gene map3k20). Gene Ontology annotation, molecular function: ATP binding; MAP kinase kinase kinase activity. Gene Ontology annotation, cellular component: cytoplasm. The coding region runs from base 746 to 2770 and encodes 674 amino acids. NCBI's taxonomy places the organism in Eukaryota, Metazoa, Chordata, Actinopteri, Cyprinodontiformes, Poeciliidae. Gene Ontology annotation, biological process: protein phosphorylation. The transcript is spliced from 11 exons. The record is from RefSeq and is a predicted model, not a curated record.